UUGUGAAUGGAGGAGUAGAUGAAAAUUUCCCGCCAUGUGUAAGAAUCAUUGCCUUGACAAAAAUUCAGACAUUCAAAGAAAAUUUAACUCCAAAAGCCCAACCAUUCAGAUUCUUUAAUGUAUAGAAGAAGGCGGCAGCCAUAGAACACGGCUGCUGGGUGUGUCGGCCGACGGCGAUAGAGAAGGCCGAGGAAGCGUCGGCGCAGUUACGGAGGGAGAGCGGACGGGAGAAAGGGAUAGGGUUGACAUUACACUCAGUUCACCGGACCACCAUCCCUCGUGACCUCUCCUUUCUCCUCCUCGGACUGAUUUUGCAGCUGUUGCCAUCUUUGAAGAAUGUCUAAAGAAGAAGGCCUCAGUGCUAACAGAAGGACAACCCGGUCCUCUUCAGCAGCUGUUCUAAGGGAUUCUGGUGAAAUAAAGAAGAAAUGUGAUCCACAUAUUCCAACUUUUAACGAUCUUGUUUUUGGAGAAGAUACCAUUAGUAAGGAAGAUCUUCUGUCUAGUUUUCCUGGACGUCAUACUCAAAUUCUUGAACUCCUUAACCUUUUAGGUCCCCUGAAUUCUCCCAUGCUUCCCCUCUUUGUCUAUGGUGGCACAUCAACGGGAAAAACCAGUGUCACUCUACAAAUAUUUCGUCAUCUCAACCGUCCUUUUGUCUACUCAAGCUUUCGUACUUGUUAUAGUUUGCGAACUCUAUUUGAGUCUAUCUUGAAUCAGUUAUUACUUCAUCAAAAAGAUGCAGACAAUGGAUAUUUGAGUGCAAAACGCUGUGAAAAACCAUCAGAUUUUGUAAACUUUCUUCGUGAAGCCUUAGUUAAAGUUGUAAAAACUCUCCAGGGGAAUCCAGGAAAGUUAGGCACCAAGAAGUGGACAGGACAAGGGCAUGGACAUAUGAUCUACCUGAUUUUUGAUCACUUGGAACUUGUUAGAGACUGGGACAAGAGUUCAAGCAUAUUGCCUUUUCUGUUUAAUCUCCAUGAAGUUUUAAACAUGAAUGAGGUUGGAUUUCUCUUCAUCAGUAAUACUUCUCCUGACACAUACUAUUCAAAUAUGGGUUACUUGGAGCCCAUCCCUGUUUAUUUCUCUGAGUACACAGAAGAUGAUCUUCGUAAAAUUUUUAUGAGGAAUCAAAUCAAUCAAGAGAUGUAUUCUUCCUUUCUGAGUGUUGUAUUGGGGCCAUUCUAUAGAAUUACUCGACAAGUGAACGAGCUAUCCAUAGCAUUUUCAUCAUUGUAUAAAACAUACUGUGAAGCUUCAGAUGAUCUGAACAAUGUUCCCAACGAGUCCAGCAAGAGGACACGUUUCAGUCAUUUUCAGCCACAUAUUGCCCCUGCUUUGAAUCAGAUAUUUAAAAUUUCAUCUCUGCCUUCUGAGUUUAAUAAUUCGAAGGAAGCAAAGAGAAAAGGUGGUAGUAAGAAGUUUGGUGGGUGCGACCCUUCUGAGCACUUGGAUUUUCACAUGUCUACUUCUGCAAAAUAUCUUCUUCUUUCAGCCUUUCUUGCUUCAAAAAAUCCAGCUACACUUGAUGCAUCACUGUUUGAUUCAACUGGGGGCUCUAGUAGUCGAAAAAGGAAGAAGAGGCCAUCUGAAAAAUCAAUCGAGCAGAAGGAAAUCUCAGAACAGGAGUUGCUCAUGAAAGGACCUGGAACUUUUCCAUUGGAGAGAUUGCUUGCAAUAUUUCAGUGCAUUACGUCUGUGGCAGAUAUCUCACUUGAAGAUGAGCAAGGAAAUGUUGCAAUGGAAAGUCAAAAUGAGGAUAGCGAACUCAUGUCUGAUGUUCUCCUGCAACUUUCCAGCCUCUGCAAUGCAAAUUUUGUGGUCAAAGGAGGAAGUUGCCCACUAGAAGGUUCAACUCGAUAUCGCUCUACAGUGUCUGAAGAUAUGGCUUUGAAGGUGGCAAGGAGUAUUAAGUUCCCCCUGUCCAACUACAUGUACAGAAGAUAAAAUGGGACAAAGAAAUGUGUUCGUAACAUGUCAGAAGAAUCCAGAUUCUCCGGUGCCAAGAGCAUGUUGCGUCAAUGACUUACCGGUUGAACUCGAUAGCACAGCAGUGGCUCAAUGAUGAACUCGAGAGAAGAAAUGGACUGGAUCUAAUACACGUACAAAAGAAGAAAAAUACAGUACUUUUCAGAAACUUCCUUUUUUUUAAAAAAAAAAAUAGAAAUGUAAAAUGAAAUAUAUCUAUCAUGCCUGGAAGUGUGGGGGGGGGGGUUGUGGUGGGGGGAGGAAUGAAGUCAUGUUCUUUUUAAAAGCUUUAGAUCAUGAUGAAAUGACGUGCGUUGAAAACUUGAAAUUCAUCUAGAAACAACUUUCCAUGGCAGGAAAAUUAUUGAUGAUGGUUAGUUCCCACUUCCCAGCUAUUGCUGUAUGGCUUCAAAAACAGAGAUAAGAAAAAGGAAAACUGUGGAUUAUUUUAGCAGUGUCUUAGGUCACCUAUUCUAUUCCUUUGGCUCUCAAAACCGUCGGCAGUAGUUGAGAAUAUAUUAAAAGAGGAAUGGGAAGAGAGAUGAGACUUUCACCUACCUUUUCAAGGAAGUAGAUAUGUACUUUAAUUAUCAGCUGUUAAAAAAUGCUGCCCCCUUUUUGGCUCCAUCUUCCAAAAAUUAGAAGCUACUUUCCCUGAAAAUCUAUUGUUAACUUUUUUUUUUCUUCC
This is a messenger RNA of Benincasa hispida (wax gourd), 2656 nucleotides long. RefSeq names its product origin recognition complex protein 5 (gene ORC5). Gene Ontology annotation, molecular function: DNA replication origin binding. Lineage: Eukaryota; Viridiplantae; Streptophyta; Magnoliopsida; Cucurbitales; Cucurbitaceae. Gene Ontology annotation, biological process: DNA replication; DNA replication initiation. The record is from RefSeq and is a predicted model, not a curated record. Gene Ontology annotation, cellular component: nucleus; nuclear origin of replication recognition complex.